AUGUCUCUUUUGGGGACGAUCAACCCCAGUUUCAACCCGGAGUCAGACCAGACGGCCGCGGUUGAGGCCCGGCGCCAUGACCCGGCCGCCAGCGUGAGCUCCGACGACACAGCCCUCGACAAGGUCAACGAAGUCGGCAAUGAGGAGGUCAUUGAAGCCGAGGUCACUCGCCUGGCCCGGCAGUUGACUCGACAGUCGACGCACUACUCUGUUUCCGGCGAGAACACGGAGAACCCCUUCGCGAGUACCAAGGAGGACUCCACAUUGAACCCGGCCAGCCCUAAUUUCAAGGCCAAGAACUGGAUGAAGAACCUGCUGGCUAUCACCUCUCGCGACCCGGAACGCUACCCGCAGCGGAGAGCGGGCGUGGCGUUCAGGAAUCUCAGUGUCCACGGCUUCGGCAGUCCGACAGACUACCAAAAGGAUGUCUUCAACUCUGUUCUGCAGAUUGGAGCGCUGGCCCGUAUGCUUACCGGAACUGGCAAGCAGAAGAUCCAGAUUCUGCGGGAUUUUGAUGGCUUGGUGAAGAGCGGCGAGAUGCUGGUCGUUUUGGGUCGGCCUGGCAGUGGUUGCUCGACUUUCCUGAAGACCCUGACUGGAGAGAUGAACGGAAUUCACAAAGACAAGGAUACCCACAUGAACUAUCAAGGUAUCUCCGACAAGCUGAUGAAAAACCAAUUCCGUGGCGAGGCCAUCUACACGGCCGAGACGGACGUCCAUUUCCCUCAGCUUUCCGUGGGAGACACGCUCAAGUUCGCGGCACUCGCUCGCGCCCCUCGCAACCGGCUACCCGGCAUCACGCGCGAGCAAUACGCUGAACAUAUGCGCGAUGUGGUUAUGGCCAUGCUCGGCCUGACACACACCAUCAACACCAAGGUCGGCAAUGAUUUCGUUCGCGGUGUCAGUGGUGGUGAGCGGAAGCGUGUUAGUAUUGCCGAGGCCACCCUGUGCGGCAGCCCUCUUCAGUGCUGGGAUAACAGUACCCGUGGUCUGGACAGUGCGAACGCACUCGAGUUCUGCAAGACACUCAACCUGAUGACCAAGUAUGCCGGUGCCACGGUUGCAGUGGCCAUCUACCAAGCUUCCCAGAGUGCCUAUGAUGUGUUUGACAAGGUGACCGUGUUGUAUGAGGGUCGCCAGAUCUACUUUGGCCCCACAAAUGAGGCCAAGGAGUUCUUUACUACCAUGGGAUUCGACUGCCCCGAACGUCAGACGACCGCCGAUUUCUUGACUUCUUUGACCAGUCCGGCUGAGCGAAUUGUCAAGCCUGGCUUCGAGAGUCUGGUCCCCCGGACACCCGACGAGUUUGCGGCUGCCUGGAAGAAGAGCGCCGCUUAUAAGAACCUGAUGAAAGAAAUCGAAGAGUACGAGCAGGAGUUCCCUCUCGGAGGCGAAUCAGUGCAGAAGUUCAUCGACUCUCGUCGGGCCAUGCAGGCAAAGAAUCAGCGAGUCAAGUCUCCCUACACUAUGUCUGUCUCGCAGCAGGUCAGUCUCUGUAUGGUGCGAGGAUUCCAGCGUCUGAAGGGUGACGCGAGUUUAACCCUGAGCCAACUCAUCGGCAACACUAUAAUGGCUUUGAUUAUCGGUUCCGUUUUCUAUCAGUUGGAGGACACCACGGACAGUUUUUAUUCUCGUGGUGCUCUUCUAUUCUUUGCGGUCUUGCUCAACGCUUUCGCUAGUGCACUCGAGAUUUUGACCCUCUAUGCGCAACGUCCAAUUGUCGAAAAGCAAGCUCGCUACGCCAUGUAUCACCCGUUUGCUGAAGCAAUAGCGUCCAUGUUGUGUGACAUGCCGUACAAGCUCCUUAACGCCGUCACUUUCAACAUCACGCUCUACUUCAUGACCGGUCUUCGCAAGACUCCCGGUGCCUUCUUUACGUUCCUUCUCUUCUCCAUCAUGACCACCCUGACCAUGUCCAUGAUCUUCCGGACCAUUGCUGCCACCUCGCGUACGCUGUCUCAGGCUCUGGUGCCCGCCGCCAUCCUGAUCCUGGGUCUGAUUAUCUACACCGGUUUCACCAUCCCGACUAUCAACAUGCUUGGCUGGUCCCGAUGGAUGAACUACAUUGACCCGAUUGCGUACGGUUUCGAGUCGCUCAUGGUCAACGAGUUCCACAACCGGGCAUUCACGUGCCUGCCUGAAUCUUUCAUCCCUGCCGGUCCCGGCUACGAGAACGUCGGCCCGGAUAACAAGAUCUGUUCAUCCAAGGGUGCUCGCACAGGUCUCAGCGUUGUGUACGGCGAUGACUAUCUCCAUGACGGCUUUCACUACGACAACAGCCACAAGUGGAGGAACCUGGGUAUCAUGCUUGGCUUCAUGUUCUUCUUCAUGGCCACCUAUCUGAUCGCCACCGAGUACAUCUCCGAGUCCAAGUCCAAGGGCGAGGUUCUGCUCUUCCGUCGCGGACAUGCCCCCGGAAAGCGAUCCGAAGACGAUAUCGAGCAGCCCGAGACCGUGAGCCCGGCCGAGAAGACAGACGAGUCGAGCGGCAAGGAAGUCACUGCCAAUAUCCAAAGGCAGACUGCUGUCUUCCACUGGCAAGACGUAUGCUACGACAUCAAAAUCAAGAAGGAGGAGCGCCGUAUUCUGGAUCACGUCGAUGGCUGGGUUAAGCCGGGUACUUGCACGGCUCUCAUGGGUGUCUCCGGUGCUGGUAAAACCACUCUUCUGGAUGUCCUUGCAACCCGUGUCACCAUGGGUGUCGUCAGCGGCGAGAUGCUUGUCGACGGUCGUCUCCGUGACCAGUCCUUCCAGCGGAAGACAGGUUACGUACAACAGCAGGAUCUUCAUCUCCACACGAGCACCGUCCGCGAGGCUCUUCGCUUCAGUGCUAUUCUCCGCCAGCCGGCCCACUUCUCCCAUCAGGAGAAAGUUGACUACGUGGAGGAGGUUAUUAAGCUGCUUGGCAUGGAGCACUAUGCCGACGCCGUCGUUGGUGUUCCCGGUGAAGGUCUCAACGUUGAACAGCGCAAGCGUCUUACCAUCGGAGUCGAGCUCGCUGCGAAGCCGCAGCUGCUCCUGUUCCUGGACGAGCCCACAUCCGGUCUUGACAGCCAGACUUCUUGGUCCAUUCUCGAUCUAAUUGACACCCUCACCAAGCAUGGCCAAGCCAUCCUCUGCACCAUCCAUCAGCCCAGCGCCAUGCUCUUUCAGCGGUUUGAUCGUCUCCUCUUCCUCGCCAAGGGUGGUAAGACCGUCUACUUUGGUGAGAUCGGCGAGAGGUCCUCUAUCUUGGCCAACUACUUCGAGAAGAACGGCGCACCCAAGCUGUCAUCCGAGGCUAACCCGGCCGAAUGGAUGCUUGAGGUCAUCGGUGCCGCCCCCGGAUCCCACAGCGACAUCGACUGGCCUGCUGUCUGGCGCGAGAGCCCCGAACGCCAAGGAGUGCUGGCGCACCUCGCAGAGCUGAAAUCGACCCUCUCCCAGAAACCCCAGGAGACAACCAGCGACGACCCGGACAGUUUCAAGGAAUUCGCCGCUCCUUUCUCCGUGCAGCUAUAUGAGUGUCUGGUCCGUGUCUUCGCGCAGUACUGGCGCACGCCGGUCUACAUCUACUCCAAGGCGGCGCUGUGUGUCCUGACCGCAAUGUACAUCGGAUUCUCCUUCUUCCAGGCACAAAACAGUAUCCAAGGUCUCCAGAACCAGAUGUUCAGUAUCUUCAUGCUGAUGACCAUUUUCGGCAAUUUGGUGCAGCAGAUCAUGCCGCACUUCGUGACGCAGCGCUCCCUGUACGAGGUGCGCGAGCGGCCGUCCAAGGCAUACUCGUGGAAGUCAUUCAUGGCAGCCAACAUCCUCGUUGAACUUCCCUGGAACACGCUCAUGGCCUUCCUCAUCUUCGUCUGCUGGUACUAUCCGAUCGGUCUCUACCGCAACGCCGAACCCACCGGCGCAGUGCACGAGCGCGGCGCGCUGAUGUUUCUGCUCAUCUGGACCUUCCUACUCUUCACCUCGACCUUCGCACACAUGAUGAUCGCCGGUAUCGAGCUCGCCGAGACAGGUGGUAACCUGGCCAAUCUGCUCUUCUCGCUGUGUCUGAUCUUCUGCGGUGUCCUCGCCACUCCACAACAGAUGCCCGGCUUCUGGAUCUUCAUGUACCGCGUCUCGCCAUUCACCUAUCUGGUCUCGGCUAUGCUCUCCACGGGUGUAUCAGGCACUGAAGCCGUGUGCGAGCCCAUCGAGUUCUUGAAAUUCAAGCCGCUCCCCAACGAGACUUGCUACCAGUACAUGGAGCCGUGGAUGAAGGUUGCCGGUGGUUAUCUCAAGGAUAAAAACGCUACGGAUGAGUGCUCCUUCUGCACCAUCUCUUCCACGGACACUUUCCUCGGUUCCGUGGGGAGCUACUACAAAGAUGCAUGGCGCAACUUUGGAUUCAUGUGGAUCUACAUCGUUGCUAACGUCUUCCUGGCCGUGUUUAUCUACUGGCUGGCCCGUGUGCCCAAGGGAAGCCGCAACAAGAGCAAGAAGAGCUCUGCCUAA
Penicillium riverlandense is the source of this 4476-nucleotide messenger RNA. RefSeq names its product pleiotropic drug resistance family ABC transporter. Gene Ontology annotation, molecular function: ATP binding; ATP hydrolysis activity; ABC-type transporter activity. Lineage: Eukaryota; Fungi; Ascomycota; Eurotiomycetes; Eurotiales; Aspergillaceae. Gene Ontology annotation, biological process: transmembrane transport. Gene Ontology annotation, cellular component: membrane. Bases 1 to 4476 code for a protein of 1491 amino acids. The transcript has 3 exons. The record is from RefSeq and is a predicted model, not a curated record.